This is a messenger RNA of Prunus armeniaca (apricot), 915 nucleotides long. The record is from the annotation of a GenBank genome assembly. Lineage: Eukaryota; Viridiplantae; Streptophyta; Magnoliopsida; Rosales; Rosaceae.
AUGCAGGCUGCUUCAGGUCCAUUAAUCUCACUUUCUCCCAGCUUCAACACCUACUCUUCCUCCGACCGACUCGCUCAGAUCGCCGCCCGAGUCGUCAGCGAGUUAACCUCUCAAGAUCAUCAACUCACCCACGAUGAGCCCGACUGGGAAAGUUUGUACGCCACUCAUCAUCUUGAAGAAGAAGAAGAAGUAAAACAACACCACCGACAACCCCAAAACGAUGACGAGGCGGAGGAGGACGAAGAGGAGUUUGAGUUUGCUUUUGUCGGCGGAGACGCACACACGUCGCCCAUCUCUGCUGACGAGAUUUUCUCAAACGGCCAGAUCAGGCCCGUCUACCCUCUCUUCGACCAAGACUUAUUAAAACAGCACAACGACGUCGUAUCUCCUGAAAACGUUAACGGAGAUGCCGACGCCGUUAAUAAGAAGAACUCCAAGGCAGCUACGACGCCGAAGCAACGUCGUUUGCCGCUCAGAAUGCUCAUGAUCGAAGAGGAGCGCGAAACGGCAUCGUGCUCGUCCUCCGAGGCCGACGACCUCGAGAACCUGCCACCUGGCACCUACUGCGUGUGGGCCCCUCCCAAGACCAAGAGCAGCUCCGCGGGCUCGUCGAAGCGCUGGAAGUUUCGGGACCUUCUUUAUCGUAGCAGCAGCGACGGCAAGGAGACUUUCGUGUUUCUGGCUCCGUCCUCGACCAAGAGAGCCGACAACAAGAACAACAACAAGGACGACGUCGUCUCCAAGAAAAGAAUCGGCGGCGGCCGCGGCGUGUCGCAGAAUGAGGAGCGUUUUGUCAUGAGGAGCAAAGCCGCGGAGGAAGGAGAUAAACGACGGUCGUUUUUACCGUACAGGCAGGACUUUGUGGGGUUCUUCUCUAACGUGAAUGGGCUUAGCAGGAAUUUGCAUCCAUUUUGA